AUGAAUGUCGUCUGUCUCUCUCUCGUGCGGUGCAUUCAAUACCGGCGUUUGGAUGAGGAAAGUGGUUGUAGUGAUGGGAAGUUGUCCGCACGACAGGGCUCCGGUGUGUGCCAUUCGGGCCUAGAAGAUGUUCAAAAUAGGAAGAGAGGUGUGUCCGUGAAGCACGCUUCUCGUACAUGCUGCCUUGGGGUAGAAAUGGAAAUGUGGGCGGCGGAGCACUUGUCGGGAGAUCGAAGGCGGAAAACCGCAGGUGAAAGAGAACUACUGAAGCUACUGAACGAACAGAGUGGCGCAAAAGGCCCGGAACGAGUGUUCCAAAUCAAGUACGCGGACAUACCGAUUCCCGAAAGAUAUGGCGAAAAACGCGUAGCGCAACAAUGCCACGGAAGCCACGACAAAUCGAAUCCACCACCGCCGUCUGCACAGGUACUUCCCACAAUCCUCGUUACCUAUCCAAGUGCAUCGUUAAACUGCCAACAGCAACAACGCCACGACUUGCACCAUUAUGACAAUGUGCGCAGUUCGGCCGUUUACGGAAUUACAGUACCAAAAACGCCAGCUAGUCCUCCCUUAGAACAAGAUAUUCGGAAUGUCAUUAAUCUGCCAAAAAAUCCCCUAAUUCUCUGCACCCUCCCCCAUGAUUUAUUUUUGGCCGCAGUCGACGCCAACAUCACCCACGACAUCGACAUUGACCAAUGCUGCGAUACACUAGCUCAACUCGUCACCGAUCGUGAAGAGAAAACCGUUGCUAGAGACCUCUUCCUCCAUUCCCAAGAAGCUGACUAG
Echinococcus granulosus is the source of this 786-nucleotide messenger RNA. RefSeq lists its product as hypothetical. The transcript is spliced from 5 exons. Lineage: Eukaryota; Metazoa; Platyhelminthes; Cestoda; Cyclophyllidea; Taeniidae. The record is from RefSeq and is a predicted model, not a curated record. Bases 1 to 786 code for a protein of 261 amino acids.